UACUAGAGUACUACGAUAAAUGCAUCUCUAUGCUAGAUGAGUACAACAUCGGCAUUUGAAUCUCAUGAAGAAAAAAAUUUUCAUACUAAUGUUUGUUUGGUAUGUUAGGGGGUGGAUAGAGCCCACUAUCAACCCUUAUGUGUGUGUUUGAAUGGUAUGUUAGUAGUAGCAGCGACCCGGCUUCUUAACACACGACCCGGUUGUUGUGGUGUUUAUUAGGCUCCGAAGAGCUGUUAACACUAUCACUACUGAUUUGUGUGUUAGAGUUUUGCCUGCAAUAAAUUGAUAGGGGAGCAUCCACCAAAAUACACAAUUACCCCCAAAGCUUUUUUGGACCCACCAUCGUCUUCAUCGAUUAGGAUUCCCAAAUUCGAUGAAUUGAAGAUCUGCGGCGAUUUUGCUGCGAUUCAAAAACCAACACCCACAUCGGCGGUUAGGCUGGGUUUGCGACGAUUUUGGGCGUUUAUUGCUGAUUCACUCCAAUUCUUAAACCAGAGCAAAAUUCCUGCUUCAAUUGGAUAGGAGCCAUGACCGAUCAAGAUCUGAGUGUGAAGGUAACCCGAAAAGAUGAGGAAUCUACCACCGUUCUGAUUUUACUGGAGGAGGUACUGAAAAAUCUAAGGCUGAAUCUCCUCUUGUGGAACCCGAUCCAGUUGAUGAUGCAUGCACUGACCCAAGGUGGAAAUGGUUUAAGGGAUGCCUUGGGGCUUUGGAUGGUACGUGUUCCCAUUGCGGACACGCCUAGGUACCGAAAUAGAAAGGGACAAGUAACGACAAACACUCUUGCGGUUUGUGAUCGACGACUCCGUUUUGUGUAUGUACUACCAGGAUGGGAGGGAUCGGCAGGCGAUUCGAGGAUAUUACGUGACGCCAUAAGCCGGCCGUUUGGACUGAAAGUUCCAAAAGAGUGCUAUUAUCUCUGCGACAAUGCGUAUUCAAACAGCGAGGGAUUCAUCACACCAUACAAAGGCGUUCGCUAUCAUUUGAAAGAAUGGGGACCUGGAACACGGGCACCGCAAACUCCACAAGAACUUUUCAAUUUAAAGCACACCAAAGCAAGGAAUGUGAUUGAGCGUGCCUUUGCUGUUCUUAAGAUGCGCUGGGGCAUCCUUCGCAGCCCGAGUUUCUACCCUAUCGACAUCCAAACCGGUUUGAUAAUUGCUUGCUUCCUGCUGCACAAUUUUAUUCGUACUAAUCUCGAUGUGGAUCCCUGUGAGGACAGCUUAAAUACUCAACCGGAUGACGGGUAUGGUAGUGACAACGAUGAGCCCGUAGCUCCAACUAUCAAUGCUGUCUUGCCAACCGCUUUAUGGACGAAGAAGAGGGAUGACUUGGCGGCUGCAAUGUGGGCUGAAAGAAUGCUCGGGUGAAUGCAUACCAUGAGUGCCUGCAUUGUUUCGAUUCUAGUAUUCAACUGUGUAUCUGUCUGUUGGAUAAACUACUGUUUUGUAUGGAUUGGUUAAAAUUUGUUGUGAGCAACGUUGUUAUGUUUGGAUUUGGAAGAAGUUUAACUUAUGGAUAUUUCAACCAAUUGAAGUUA
Molecule: messenger RNA, 1540 nt
Organism: Salvia splendens (bonfire salvia)
Lineage: Eukaryota; Viridiplantae; Streptophyta; Magnoliopsida; Lamiales; Lamiaceae
Product: putative nuclease HARBI1
Exons: 5
Coding region: 528-1370 (280 amino acids)
Source: RefSeq, a predicted model, not a curated record